Seminavis robusta is the source of this 2818-nucleotide messenger RNA. Lineage: Eukaryota; Bacillariophyta; Bacillariophyceae; Naviculales; Naviculaceae. The record is from the annotation of a GenBank genome assembly.
UAGAGCUAAUCAUCGAAAACUGAAACCAAGAUCCAUCUUUUCCAAAGGUUGACCAGGAAGCACCAUGGCGACGGCAAUGGGAGUGUCAUCUGGCCUUCCAAUAUUGGGACAGCCUGGUCUGUUUCAGGCAGUCUGUUUCUUCCUCCUCCUCCUCUAUAGCCAUGGUGGCGCGUCCGCCCUUUCUAGUAGUAGUAGUAGUCCUCCAUCGCAGAAAAACACCAUUGCCGUCUUUGGAGGAUCUGGGUUUAUCGGACGCCGCGUGUGCGAGCAGUUGAGUUAUCAAGAAAAUGUCCACGUAAUAUCCAUUUCUCGCUCGGGUCGUCCUCCCGAUUAUUACUGUCCAAACCAUUGGAAUGCCAAUCAGGUGGAUUGGAUCCAAGCCGAUAUGUUAUCACAAACAAUACCCGCAUUACCACCACUGACAGCCGCUGUCAGUUUGGUCGGCAAUGUGGAACCCGUACCUCAUUGGAAAGGUUUCUUUGGGUUGGGCUUUGACGACGAGAAAUUACGGAUUGAAAAUGGAUUGGUCAAUGAACGCAUCUGUCAAGCGGCAAAACACGCCGGUGCCGAACGAUUUGUCUUUGUGUCGGUAAGCUACGAAGUGGCCAAGGCAUUUGAAGGACCUAUCGAAGGAUACCUCGAUGGCAAGCGACGGGCGGAAUUUGCGGCCAGUGAUGCCUUUGGCAACGACAAUACCGUCGUGCUGGGUCCAUCCGUGGUGUAUGGCGGCAAACGGUUCCCUAGGCUGGGGAAACUCUAUCGAUCUUUUGUGGAGUCGAAAUUGGCCAAGGCAUACGUCACAUCCAACCAAGCCCUGCGAAAUUUGAGUGUGGCGCCAUUGCAAGAUUGGUUGGAACAGGCCAUCUUUAGCUCACCCGUGGAUGUGUCUAUAGUUGCAAAUGUCAUUUGCGCGGCAGCAUUGGGGCAAGUGGACCGAUCAGUUGUGCCGACUCGUCGACGCCAAGGAUUUUGGAAUGAACAAGGCGAUGUCAUGACAUAUGCCGACGUGAUUUUUGUGGAUGGGACACACGAAAUAGAGAGAGUCUCUCAAGAGGUGGCGUUAUUGGAGCCCCUUUCGAACAAGGAGAAUAUUAAUAGUGCACGCGCUGCCAAGGAACCAAUAGCCGAAGGUGGUAUGGAGAACGUGACAACCUAUCUACGGCCACUUCCCGUGGUAGCAUUCUUUGCCACCAUCUUUUGGGCCGUCAUGACGCAGCAAUUCAUUCAAACUGUGCAAAUACUACCUACUGCUUGAACGAAUGAACUGAAGGGAGUUUGAACAACCCACUUGGUGCGUGUAGGGUUGAGAAACUUAGCAAUCAUUCGAAGAAGAACGAAGCUAGCAACCAACCUGCCUUGAACCCUGUCAUCGAUAUGGUCUACCUACGGGAGAACCUAUGAGAGAAAGGCGUACCGAACGGUAGUGCCGGAGCCUACGAGCAACCGCAGCGCUUACUUGAGCGCGAGGACAUCAACGCGGGUUUGGGCCUUGCUUCCUUGCUCACUAGUCUAGGUGCACUUUGGUUGUAACUUACCUGUGGUGGCUAGCUAGCCAGAAGACAAAAAGUCUAAAAGACAAAAAGUUCGAGGACGAAGGUCCUGGUUUGAGGUUGUCGAAUUCACUCCUCUCAUCACCUUCUCCAGAACCUGAACCGCACAAUGUCAUCUUGAGUUCGCCACCACCACGAGGCCAGGUGUUCCUUUAAAAGCAUAUUAAAGUAGAUGAAUGCUUAAAUGAGGGAUUCUGCAUGCAUGGCUGGAUAGAAUGCCAGGCCAACUAGAAAUUGCUUUGUGGGCCGUCCACUGCUUGUAAACUACACGUCUCGCCAUCAGUACAGGCAAUCUUUGCUUCGUACAGAAUGCGGAGGCCGUUGCUGCUGCUUCAACAGAAAGCAACUUGUCUGUUCCCUACUAGCUGGGGCUCCACCCCCUUCACACCCGUCCCUGCGACGUCUGCUCUUGUUCUGAUUGCUUCAAAGCCAGACCACAGCAAACCCAAAACCAUAAUUCACUGGCAUCUUAUCCUUGAGGUUAGGAACAGCCGCUAAUAACAGUCGGAUCUGGCUCUCUAACAUCCCGUCCUGGCUAGCCAGUGGUAAUACCGGUACCCUACUGGUAGCAGCAAGGGUCCUUCGUCCAUGGUGCAGGUAGCUUGAUGAGCCCAAGAAGAGUCCCUGGCCACCUACCGGUAGAAGGUACAACUAGCUAGCUGCCAACAAGGGAUAGAAUUGCAAGCCAUUGUGGCCUACAGCUUACAGCUACGGUAAAGGUAUCUGGAGUACCAGAACAACGGAUGGAAGAAACCAUCCGUGCCGACCAGGCCUAAAUUGCCAUCCGGAAUCCGGAUGAUCGGAUUAUGGCAGACUGAGAGAGACAGUCAAGUCACUCGACUGAAUCACUGGGAACUUGGGACCUUUUGUGGUGAUGCUGAUGCUUUGUUGUUCGUUGAUUUGAAUAGGUUUACAGUGGCCGAGACAGUGGAGGCGGGAUUGUUGAAGUCAUCAUUGGACAAAGUACCAGCAACCUGGCCCGGAGGGCUGGCUCAGUUAUUGGACUACAGCGCUCGGCAUCGGCGCACACUGAUAUGUAGAGGUAGGUGGUACCGAUACGGUGGCUAUUAAUACCGGUACCUGGUAGAUCCCCAAAGCGAAGGACACGGCUGCUACUAGCUACAACUCAGUACAUGUAGUAGGUUGCUGUCAUCAACCUCUUGCUCCAUGGUGUCUUGAAUGCGUAUGCCUUGACGCGGGGAGAGAUGAGCGAGGCUCAAGAGGAGCUGGAGCUCUCGUCCACUACUGUAGCUAUGCAUAGCUACUAC